AUGUCGGCUCAAGCGGUAGCCAAGGCUGCCGGAGGCGUUGUAUCCAUCGCAAAGAAACAAACCGUCCAGUCCAAAGGCGUGUGGGAGUCCAUCCGCAAGGCCCUCUCCAUUGACCCCAACCGCUCCAAUGGUGUCACGCUGAACCCGUACUACCGCAAUCCUACACCCGGCAGCAACGACCCCAUGGCCUACGACGACCCUGUCACCCUGCCGGCCGGCGACAUCGCCGACAAUCCUUACUGGAAGCGCGACCACCGCCGCCACUACCCCAAGCUGAGCGUCGUCAACCAGGCCGACGUGGCUAGUCUAUUGACGAUUGGCAGCGCCGCAGCGCCCAAGGUUGAUUUGAUUGGCGAGGCGGGCGAGAGGCAGCUCGUUGCCGCCAAGCAGGAGGGCGAGACGGGCCUGGCCAAGUGCCUCGAGAAGAACGGCGGCAAGGAUAUCUUUGUGGGCGGAUUUCCGCCGCUGCCCAGCGGCCAGAGCCUCGCUUCUGGCUCGUGGGGUGUGCACAAGUAUGAGUUGACUGAGGAGAACACAUAUCCCCAGGGGUGA
Metarhizium album ARSEF 1941 is the source of this 552-nucleotide messenger RNA. Its product is annotated as NADH-ubiquinone oxidoreductase. The coding region runs from base 1 to 552 and encodes 183 amino acids. The transcript is spliced from 2 exons. The record is from RefSeq and is a predicted model, not a curated record. Lineage: Eukaryota; Fungi; Ascomycota; Sordariomycetes; Hypocreales; Clavicipitaceae.